CGAUUCCCCAUCAACACCACACAAACACAUUGUUCUCUGUCCCAUCUCUCCAUUCUGCUCGCAGCUACUCUCUGUUACUUUUCCGCUGCUGAGCCAAUCUCUCGUUACAAUCUUUAAUUUCAAAUACCCAACCUUUUCUUGUACUUGUGUUUUAAUUGUUCUUUGUGUGGCUUCCAUUUGAAGUCGAUUCAUCAUGUGUGGCAUCUUCGGAUACGUCAACUAUUUGGUCGAGAAGGACCGGAGAUAUAUUCUCAAUACCCUCGUUAAUGGUCUCUCCCGUCUCGAAUACCGUGGCUAUGACUCGGCUGGUAUUGCCGUUGAUGGCGACAAGAAGAACGAGGUGUUCGCCUUCAAGGAAGUUGGAAAGGUUGCCAAGCUGAAGGAGCUCAUUGAUGAGUCCAAGCCCGACUUGGACAAGGUCUUUGACUCUCACGCCGGUAUUGCGCACACCCGCUGGGCCACUCAUGGUCAGCCCUCGCGGCUCAACUGCCACCCUCACAGAUCCGACCCCAACUGGGAAUUCUCCGUCGUCCACAACGGCAUCAUCACCAACUAUAAGGAGUUGAAGCACCUGUUGGAGACCAAAGGAUUCAAGUUCGAGACCGAGACCGACACAGAAUGCAUUGCCAAGCUGGCCAAGUACCUUUACGAUGAGCACCCCAACAUUGAGUUUACCGUCCUUGCCAAGGCUGUCAUCAAGGAGCUCCAGGGUGCUUUUGGUCUCCUCCUCAAGUCUGUCCACUACCCCCACGAGGUCAUUGCUGCUCGCAAGGGUUCGCCGCUGGUCAUUGGUGUCAAGACGGAGAAGAAGAUGAAGGUCGACUUUGUCGAUGUCGAGUUCUCCGAGGAGGGUGCUCUCCCCGCCGAGCAAGCGUCGCACAAUGUCGCCCUGAAGAAGUCUACCGGCAACCUGCUCGCCCCUCCAGACAAGUCCCUGCUCCACCGCUCCCAGUCCCGUGCCUUCCUCUCGGACGAUGGAGUCCCGAUCCCGACCGAAUUCUUCCUCUCUUCCGACCCUUCUGCCAUUGUCGAACACACCAAGAAGGUCCUCUACCUUGAGGAUGAUGACAUUGCCCACAUUCACGAUGGACAGCUCAACAUCCACCGUCUGUCCAAGGACGACGGCACCUCGGCUGUGCGCGCCAUUCAAACACUGGAGCUCCAGCUGCAGGAGAUUAUGAAGGGCAACUUUGACCACUUCAUGCAAAAGGAAAUCUUUGAGCAGCCCGAGUCUGUCGUCAACACCAUGCGAGGCCGCUUGGACUCGGUCAAUAAGAAGGUCACCCUUGGUGGUCUGCGUCAAUACAUUAGCACCAUUCGACGGUGCCGACGCAUCAUCUUCAUUGCCUGCGGUACGAGCUACCACUCGUGCAUGGCCGUGCGGGGUACUUUUGAGGAAUUGACCGAAAUCCCCAUCUCUGUCGAGUUGGCGUCGGAUUUCUUGGACAGACAAGCUCCCGUUUUCCGUGACGAUACCUGUGUCUUUGUCUCGCAGUCGGGCGAGACGGCCGACUCGUUGAUGGCGCUGCGCUACUGCUUGGAGCGUGGUGCUCUGACUGUUGGUAUUGUCAAUGUGGUCGGUUCGUCCAUCUCUCUCCUCACCCACUGCGGAGUCCACAUCAACGCUGGCCCGGAAAUCGGCGUGGCUUCUACCAAGGCCUACACUUCUCAGUUUGUGGCCAUGAUCAUGUUUGCACUCUCUCUCAGCGAGGAUCGCGCAUCCAAGCAAAAGAGACGCGAAGACAUCAUGGAAGGUCUGGGCAAGGUGUCCGAGCAAUUCAAGGAGAUUCUCCAGCUCAACGAUACCAUCAAGGACAUGUGUGCCAAGUUCUUCAAGGACCAGAAGAGUUUGCUGCUCUUGGGCAGAGGCAACCAGUAUUCUACUGCUCUCGAGGGUGCCCUCAAGAUCAAGGAAAUUUCCUAUCUCCACUGCGAGGCAGUCAUGUCUGGAGAGCUCAAGCACGGUGUCUUGGCUCUGGUCGAUGAGAACCUCCCCAUUAUCAUGAUCUUGACCCGUGAUGGUCUCUUUGCCAAGUCGCUCAACGCCUACCAACAAGUCAUUGCCCGCGGCGGUCGGCCAAUUGUGAUUUGCAACCCCAACGACGAUGAGUUCAGUGAUGACAAGACGGAGCAGAUUGUCGUGCCCAAGACGGUCGACGCUCUUCAAGGUCUUUUGAACGUCAUUCCGCUCCAGCUGAUUGCCUACUGGCUCGCGGUCGCAGAGGGGCUGAACGUCGACUUCCCGCGCAACUUGGCCAAGUCGGUGACAGUCGAGUAAAAAGCUUUGGUCUUGACCUUUUAUACUUUAGAAAUUAUCUUGAGGAGCAUUGCUACUGGGUUCAUGGUGCACUGGGUAUUCUUUGAGCGCAAAGGGUUUUGGGCGAGGGACCGGAGUCGUUUGCUUGCGUGCUGGGAGCCACCAUGUAUAAUGACACUGUAUUAGAUGCCUUGCAAACUUGUUAGCUAGAAUUAAACAGACUUUCUUUUUUUCAUUUUGAAUAUUCUUAAUUGCAGAUAUUGAAAUGAGAGCAAAUAGAUAGUGGAUGUGCAGCGCGGGCGAGGUCAGCUGAAUGCGCGCAACCUAGCAAUAUUACGAUUCGACCCUCUGACU
Molecule: messenger RNA, 2611 nt
Organism: Xylona heveae TC161
Lineage: Eukaryota; Fungi; Ascomycota; Xylonomycetes; Xylonales; Xylonaceae
Product: glucosamine-fructose-6-phosphate aminotransferase
Exons: 6
Coding region: 194-2278 (694 amino acids)
Biological process (GO): protein N-linked glycosylation; fructose 6-phosphate metabolic process; UDP-N-acetylglucosamine metabolic process
Molecular function (GO): L-glutamine:D-fructose-6-phosphate transaminase (isomerizing) activity; carbohydrate derivative binding
Source: RefSeq, a predicted model, not a curated record